AUGGCUGCUACAACCUUUGACAUCAAGAGCAUCGUCCGACCCAAUAUCUUGGCCUUAAAGCCCUACCGCUGUGCCCGUGAUGACUACUCCUCAGGAGUCCUGCUCGACGCCAACGAGAACGCCUACGGUCCCGCCCUGAACCCUACCUCUGAGGCCGCCGUCUCGAGCGCAGGACUCGACAUCAACCGCUACCCUGACCCUCACCAGCACGACCUCAAGAACCUGAUCGCAAAGUUCAGGAGCAUCCAGGGAGGUCCUGAAAACUUUUUCCUCGGUGUCGGCAGUGACGAGGUCAUCGACAUGCUCUUCCGCGUCUUCUGUGUGCCCGGCAAGGAUGCUGUCUUGAUCACCCCUCCUACAUACGGCAUGUACUCAGUCUCUGCCCAGAUCAACGAUGUCCAGGUCCACAAGGCUAACCUGACCCUGGACGGCCAGUUCCAAUUGAACGUCGAAGAGAUCGAGAAGCAGGUGGCAGCUCACUCCAACAUCAAAAUCAUCUUCUUGUGCAGUCCAGGAAACCCUACAGGAUCUGCUCUGAGUCACGAAAGCAUGAAGCGUGUCCUGACCAUGCCUAACUACAAGGGUAUCGUUGCCGUGGAUGAGGCCUAUGUGGACUUUAUUGAUGCUGGCAAGGAGGGAUCGACGGCAACCUGGGUCAAGGACUACCCCAACCUCGUUGUCAUGCAGACCAUGAGCAAGAGUUUCGGACUGGCUGGAGUUCGUUUGGGAAUCGCGAUUACAUCACCCGAGAUCGCGCUUUAUAUGAACGCCACCAAGGCACCUUAUAACAUUGCCAGCACCACCUCAAGAGUUGCACAGGAGGCUCUUCAGCCCAAGGGUCUCGAGAUCCUUCACAAGCACAUCGCAGUCAUGGUUCAGGAGAGAGACAGGCUGUUGGAGGCCUUCAAGUCCAUCUCUGGCCUCGGUCGCAUCUUGGGCACCAACGACUCGAACUUUGUCUUGGUUGAGGUUCUUGACAAGGACGGUAAGCCCAGCAACGACCGCGCGUUCAAGGUCUACACGGAUAUGGCUUCAAGACAAGGACUUGUUGUGCGAUUCCGUGGCACCGAGAUUGGAUGCGAGGGCUGCCUACGCAUCACUGUCGGUACCCCUGAGGAGAACGAUGUUGUGAUCCGUCGCCUGACUGAACAGCUUUCUUCUUAG
This is a messenger RNA of Linnemannia hyalina, 1164 nucleotides long. NCBI's taxonomy places the organism in Eukaryota, Fungi, Mortierellomycota, Mortierellomycetes, Mortierellales, Mortierellaceae. The record is from the annotation of a GenBank genome assembly.